Messenger RNA from Lycium barbarum (goji berry), 3740 nucleotides. Its product is annotated as anaphase-promoting complex subunit 5. Bases 151 to 2898 code for a protein of 915 amino acids. Gene Ontology annotation, biological process: protein K11-linked ubiquitination; anaphase-promoting complex-dependent catabolic process; positive regulation of mitotic metaphase/anaphase transition. The transcript is spliced from 21 exons. Lineage: Eukaryota; Viridiplantae; Streptophyta; Magnoliopsida; Solanales; Solanaceae. Gene Ontology annotation, cellular component: anaphase-promoting complex. The record is from RefSeq and is a predicted model, not a curated record.
AAAAAAUUACUACUCCCCCUAGCUUAUUAGUACACAUUUUGUCCGAGAAGCACGAAAAAGUUCAAACUUGAAACUCAAAAUUAGAAAACUUGGCUCCAUCGGAAUACAUCGGUGCGGGCGCUCAGUUGCAGUCAGUCAGUCAGUCAGUCCAUGGGCGCAAUGGGAGGGUUAUCGAAGGCAUUCACCAUUACACCACACAAACUCUCCAUCUGCAUUCUCAUUCAAGUCUACGCUCCUCCUUCUCAAACCUCACUUCCUUUCCCUUUCUCUUCCCUCUCUCAACACAAUCUUCUCUCCUCCUUCUUACUAUCUCUCACUAAGUCGUCUGAGGAUAUUUUUGAGCCAAAGCUGGAUGAACUUAUUGCACAACUUAAGGAAAUUGGAGGUGUAUUGAAUCAUUGGUUAAGCGACCAUUUAGCUCGCAAAUUAUCAUCACUAGCGUCACCAGAUGAUUUGUUUAACUUUUUCAAUGACUUGCGAGGCAUACUUGGGGGUUCUGAUUCAAAUGUCAUGGAUGACGAUCAAAUCAUUUUGGAUCCUAGCAGCAAUCUUGGAGUCUUUGUUCGUCGUUGCUUACUUGCGUUUAAUCUUUUGUCAUUUGAGGCUGUCUGUCAUCUUUUGACAAAUAUAGCAACAUAUUGCAAAGAGUCUCUCUCUACUUAUGAGUUAUCACAUUUCAACGAUUCUGAUAGCGAUACUGAAGCACCAAGGCACUAUGAGAACAUGGAUUUGGAGAAUUUUGUUGUCGAGAAAGUCAACAAAGAAAUUGAAUCAAGAAAUGUGGUUGUUGAAAGACUUUCUUUCCACAAUCAUGCACCUAAAGCUCUAGUUAGAGCAAUUGAAGAUCGUGAUUUUUCUCCCGGGCCACAAGUUAGAAAAAUCAAUAAGCCUAGAGAAGUUAGCGCAUGCACAUCUUCUUCUUGUGAUGCAUCGGAUUCUGUUGAUUCUCCAUCUGGGGCUUUCUUACGUACAAACUGGCAAAUACAAGGUUAUCUAUUGGAGCAAGCUGAUACACUUGAAAGGCAGGGAAGCUCCUUCCCUCUGAAUGCUUUUGAGUCUGUAUUGAAGGAUCUUCUUAAAUUAGCUCCUGAACUACAUCGUGUUCACUUCUUGCAUUACUUGAAUAGCCUUUAUCAUCAGGACUAUCAUACCGCUCUAGAAAAUAUUCACCGAUAUUUUGAUUACAGUGCAGGGACAGAAGGAUGUGAUUUCGUAUCUUCUUCAACAGGCUGCAAUAGCUUUGGGAGAUAUGAAAUUGCUUUAUUAUGCUUGGGGAUGAUGCAUUUUCAUUUUGGGCACCCAAAGCAAGCUUUGGAGGUGUUGACAGAAGCAGUCCGCGUGUCUCAACAGCAAAAUAAUGACAGUUGUCUUGCUUACACGUUAGCAGCAAUUUGCAAGUUGUUGUCUGAAUUUGGAGUCUCAAACAUGAGGGGACUUAUCGGUUCAUCCUAUUCACCAGUUACCAGUAUAGGAACUUCAUUAUCCACUCAACAACUCUUAUAUGUUCUCUUGAGAAGAUCCUUAAAGCGAGCAGAAAGUCUAAAGCUGAAACGGCUGGUUGCAUCUAAUCAUCUUGCCAUGGCUAAAUUUGACCUCACUCAAGUGCAACGACCUUUGCUUUCAUUUGGUCCAAAGGCUUCCAUGAAACUUGCAACAUGCCCAAGCAAUGUCUGCAAGGAACUGAGGUUGAGUUCUCAUCUGAUUAAUGAAUAUGCUGAUGAGGCUUCACUAAUGAUCUCGGAUGGGGCUUUCUGUACUCAAUGGAUUAAGAAUUUAAAGAAGCCAAAAGGUUCUGUUAUCUUUUCCCAGGAGAAUGAUUGUAGGAGUAAUACCGAUGCGUUCCAGUUCUGUGGGCAGCCAUGUUCUAUCCCUGGAUCUGUGCUGCAACUUUUAGGCUCUUCAUAUUUGUUCCGUGCUACUGCCUGGGAGGUAUAUGGCAGUGCACCUCUUGCUCGAAUGAAUGCACUUCUUUAUGCAACAUGCUUUGCUGACUCAUCCAGUUUGGAUGAUGUGGCGUUAGCACAUGGCAAACUUAUCCAGCAUCUAGCAGUAUUUAAGGGAUACAAAGAAGCUUUUGCUGCUCUGGAACUUGCAGAGGAGAAGUUUUUAUCUCUUUCAAAGUCACAAAUUCAGCUUGUAAAACUACAAUUGCUCCAUGAUCAUGCUUUACAUACGGGAAAUUUAAAAUUAGCACAACAGUUGUGUGAUGAGCUUGGUGUUUUAGCCUCUUCAGUAACUGGUGUAGACAUAGAGAUAAAGGUUGAAGCUAGCCUCCGCCAUGCUCGAAUACUGAUUGCAGCAAACCAAUUUAGCCAGGCAGCAGCUGUUGCACACUCUCUCUUCUGUAUGUGCUACAAAUUCAGUUUACAAGUCGAGAAUGCCACUGUUCUUCUUUUACUUGCAGAGAUACACAAGAGAUCAGGAAAUGCUGUUUUAGGUAUUCCGUACGCAUUGGCAAGCCUUUCCUUUUGUAAAUCUUUCAACUUAGACCUUCUCAAAGCAUCUGCUACACUGACGCUUGCGGAGCUUUGGCUCUCACUUGGAUCAAGUCAUGCAAAAAGAGCUUUGGAUCUCAUGCAUGGAGCAUUUCCUGUACUUCUUGGUCAUGGUGGUUUGGAGCUUCGAGCUCGGGCCUUUAUCACCGAAGCAAAAUGCUAUCUUGCUGACUCGAGUUUUUCAGUAUCUGAAGAACCAGAGAUGGUACUUGAACCGUUAAGGCAGGCUUCCGAAGACCUGGAACUUCUAGAGUAUCAUAAAUUGGCUGCAGAAGCUUUUUACUUGAUGGCCAUUGUAUAUGACAAGCUGGGGCAGCUGGACCACAGAGAAGAAGCAGCUAGUUCAUUUAGGAAACACAUCACUGCUCUUGAAAGAUCUGAUAUUGAAGAUCGUCUUCAAUAAUGUUGCUAAGAAACCAGUAUUUAACAUAAAUAUGCCUUCGGCAGCUAGCAAAGCCGUUUUCUAUCGCUGCACACACAACAGCUUCGCUGUUGAUGCACCAUUAGAAGCAUUGUCAUCAAAGAUCUGUGCGGACAUUGAUUGUGAUAUAAAGGCAGUGAAGGUAUUAUAGAUGUGGCUUUCCAAUUGCCUGAAAUUUUAGAAACUCUUCUAAUUUCUUGACAAGUGUACCGUUCAGAUAUCAGACAGGCACAUUUUUUGUAGAUGAUAUGGUUGAGUAACAUGAAUGCUAGAUGACUGGUAUGCUAGUGAGAGUACCAACAUUUUGAGUAUGUUUGUUGGAAGAUUGCCAUGAUUUUCUUGCCCUGCUUUAAGAGGCUAAAGCUAAAUGGUUCAUCGGAGGAUUCAGACUAGAUGUCCACAAUGUCUGAUUGGGUGAUAGAGGUCUAACGAAGCCUACCACAGAGAUUGUCUGCAGUAAGAACCAUUUCCAACUUUUCUGAUGAUGUGCAUCUAUCUUUCUAUAGUUUGUCCAAGUUUGGAGAGAAAAAGCACUAUACAAUCUUCUCUUUUGGUACAGAUUAUUCUGUAGUAUUAAAUACAUAAGACUUGAGUGUUAUUAUGACUCUCCAUGUUGCUAGUUGAGGUCUUCAAAUUUGUCUCCUCACCAACUGAUAAAAUCAUUUGACACCAUUGGUGUAUAAAUGUAAUGGACCAAAAUUGUGAAGAUAGGUACCGAAACGUCCCCAGGAAGAACUUGGACAGUUGUGGGAGUGGAUUGGAUAACCUCAAAAUAUCUUCUAUAUGUUGAAAAUAUUUUAUGGAGUGGGAGAAAAUGUAUGAUU